GACGCUCACCAACAUGGGUCCUCUGUGACUUACAGUGGUGUCUUAUAUUUUUCUGGUUCCAACAUUUUUGUUUUAAUCAAUAGUGAGAAAUAUAUUAAUGAAUUUUUUUUUCAAUUCCUGUUAAAAUAUUUCGGGAUUAAUUUACAUCAACAAGAGUGAAGAAAUAAUUAAAAGUGAAUAUUUUACUGACAUUUGAUUACCAACGACGAUGACCACUGAAAAAGAACAUUCAAGAUGGCUUGACAAACAAAUGUAAUUAACAAAUUUAAACCAAACGCCAAUUAAACAAUUCACAAUCCGAACGAUAAUGGAAAACCAUGAACUAAUCGACGCUGCGCUAAACAAUCUUAAUUCAUCUUUCCGACUAUCUACAAUAUACUGUAACGUGUCCUGCUGUCAGUACAGCACCAACAAUGUGAUUUGUUUCGGAGACUUUAAUUAUACAGACAAACACAACCUAACACACCUGGCGAGUUGGGAUCUGGGAGUGAGAUGGACGUACGCCAUCCUGGUGAUGCUGGUGGCCCUCUUGGGCAACCUCUCCGUCAUCAUCAUCCUGCUCAAGAACCGUCUGCUGCUUCGCACCUCCGUCAACCACUUCAUCCUCAACAUGUCGGUGGCCGACCUCAUCAUGGCGGUCACCGGGCCCAUACCUUUCACCAUCAGAGACAUCAGCAGCUUCUGGCCCCUGGGUGAAGUCUGGUGUCACCUAGAAGGUUACAUACAGAUGCUGGUGUUGUUCGUGAGCCUGACGUCUCUAGCGACCAUCAGCGUGGACAGGAUGAUCGGCGUGGUGCGUCCCUUCCACCAGCACCUCAAAAAGAGGCACUCAUUGACCAUUAUAAUUGUUAUCUGGAUCGUGUCAGCCCUCAUUGCUGUUCCCUGGGCCGUCUACAGGGUCUACACUGUGCACAUCUGGAAGGACCUGACGGAGACCAUCUGUGGCGAGAAAGAUAAGAUCAACAUCUGGUGGAUUGUGGGAGUGAUCGUCCUCACCUGGCUUCCUCUCGGUAUUAUGGUCGUCUGCUACUCCACCAUCCUCAUCUACUUCCGCCACAAGAACUUCCGGAUUUCAUCCCAGAAUGAGCACCCGGUGAUCACCCACGUCAAGAAGCGGGUAGUAAAGAUGAUGUUCGUGUUGGUGGUGAGCUUCGCCUGCUGCUGGCUGCCGAUGCAGAUCCUUAAGAUCUCAACCAAGUCUUUCCUGGAUCCAAACGGCCAGUAUAAGGACGAGGCUACGGAAAAGUCAUACAAGAUCCUGCUGACUGUAGCUCAGUACAUGGUCUACAUCAACCCCGCUCUCAACCCCAUCGUCUACGCCCUCAUGCACCAGACCUUCAGGAGGGCCUUCAGGGUCACCUUCCCCUGCUUCUAUAACCGCAAGUCGUCUCUCGUGCUGACACCUGGCGAUGGGAUGCGACGCUACAUGUGGUCGUACAGGUCUGGCACCACCUCCUAUGCUGGCGGAAACGACACUAGCAGUGUUAUAAGACAGAGGGCAGGGACCGAGGGGAGACCUACACCCACCGCUCUGCUGUCGACAUCAACACUGGCAGCCGCUAUCGCCUUGGAUUCAACCGUGAAGAAGUCAGAUACAGAAAGAAGUCAGUCGCCGAUAAGAUGUAAACGCAGUUCACAUCACAAAUACAAAUUUUCAAGAACUGGACGUUCUUCUGUAGAUGAUGAGCGCUCCUUGCAUGGCAGCUACAAGAAAAUAAGGAACCGCUCUGCUAAUUCUGAACCCUCGCCAGAUGUAAAUCUCCAAGAAGUAUACAGCGAGACAAGUUUCUCUGUUAAUGUAGAGUGUGCAUAUGCCAACAAGCAUGACAAUCAGCUCUCUUUAACCUACGUCAACGAGGGAUAUGUCAGUGAUCUACAGCACCUGAGAAUGUCAUCACUAAGUAAUGGCACUCUUGGCCACCUCAUUACCCAAGUCAUUGAGGAGGAAACGUCCAGUGAUGUUGAAAGAGAACGAGUUCUAUAAUAGUGAAAGAGUUGGACAGGAAAACAUUACCUAAAACAGAGAACCUCGUAUCUAAAAUGAAAUUCAGAAUGAAAAUUUCUCAAUGUUAAAAAAAAACUAACCCCGAAAAGACUACUAUAGGAAUAAACGAUAAAUGAGGCUACUGUAGUGAUAAACGAUACAUAAAGCUACUAUAGUGAUAAACCAUACAUGUGGCUAUUAUAGUGAUAAACGAUGCAUGAGGCUGCUAUAGUGAUGAACGAUACAUAAGGUUGCUAUACUGUAGUGAUGAACGGUUGUAUGUCACAAGAUAACCAUUAAGUAUUUAUUUUUUAUCGUAAAAUCUGAACAAGAAUAAAGGAAAUGUAUAUUUGCUUUAUUUGGGGUUAUCUGUUCCCCAAAUGUGAUUUUUUAAAAGUAAUUCUCAAAAUGUGGGGAAUUUGUGUUAUCAUGUGAAUUCAGGUCAGAACACAAGAAAUAAAACAUGAAUAAACAUAAAUAAACUCGGAAAUAAGCUAUCUUGUAACAAAAUAGGCCUAAAUAAGGUGACAUCCAAAGAAGUUAUCGAUUUUAGCGCCUAUAAAGUGCAGCGACAUAUGUCUCACAUAAUGUUCCCAGACCAUGUUUGCUGGCACAUCAGUCCCUGGCGCUCGCAAAAUAAGUCAUUUCAUUUCUCAUCUCAAAUUGUUACGCAACAAAUUUUUACACACACACAACACUAGAUGUUAUGAAUGAUACUGUGCAUGUUUUGAACUAGAUUUUGUGAGAAAAAGUCAUAAUAUAUUUAAUAUUUAUGUAUUAAAUGUUCCAGGAAGUUUCACUAACCGUCAUUCAUCGUUGUUUACACUACAUAUGUAUACUGGUCAUUAUUCAUUGAGUAACACUAGAUAGGUUUUCUUGUCUACUUUCACUUUAGUCAUAAAAUAUUUAUUCUAAAUAUCAUGAUAAAUAUUCACAUUUAAAAACUUUAUUUGUAAAUGGUUGUACAUAUGUGAGUUAUUGAGUACGUUAUUUACGCAAGUGAUUUAAUUACAACGUUAAAUUAAAUUACUACUUACACAGUAUUU
Molecule: messenger RNA, 3030 nt
Organism: Procambarus clarkii (red swamp crayfish)
Lineage: Eukaryota; Metazoa; Arthropoda; Malacostraca; Decapoda; Cambaridae
Product: neuropeptide Y receptor type 2
Biological process (GO): G protein-coupled receptor signaling pathway
Cellular component (GO): membrane
Molecular function (GO): G protein-coupled receptor activity
Source: RefSeq, a predicted model, not a curated record